AUGGCCUGUCUAGCAAAAAGUGUUAGCGCGGAUAAAGCACCCUGGACUCAAUGUGUUCACGGUCGAUCCUGGACGAAUCUAUUCAUAGUCUACCUACCACGAAGCCACGAUCAAAACGACCUUCAGAUACCCUUUGAACGCUUUGGUCCCAUCCGUCAAUGUAAACUCAUUCCGAACAAGAACACCGAUGGUAGUUUGUGCUACGGCUUCGUCGACAUUGUCAACCCUCAGCAUGCAGCUCUAGCGAUUCAGAUGUACGAUAGACGCUUUACGCCCAAUCAUCGUUUGCCUUCUGUGGCCAAAUCUGUUGGUUCUGCUUGGUGUCUGACAGAGGAAGUCACUAACGAGAAUGUUAUCGGGUGGGAAGUGUUCGUCGUAGGCAUUCCGAUGGAAUAG
Opisthorchis viverrini is the source of this 396-nucleotide messenger RNA. RefSeq lists its product as hypothetical. Lineage: Eukaryota; Metazoa; Platyhelminthes; Trematoda; Opisthorchiida; Opisthorchiidae. The transcript is spliced from 3 exons. Gene Ontology annotation, molecular function: RNA binding. Bases 1 to 396 code for a protein of 131 amino acids. The record is from RefSeq and is a predicted model, not a curated record.